Humulus lupulus (European hop) is the source of this 1155-nucleotide messenger RNA. Its product is annotated as polygalacturonase inhibitor-like. The record is from RefSeq and is a predicted model, not a curated record. Bases 1 to 1002 code for a protein of 333 amino acids. Lineage: Eukaryota; Viridiplantae; Streptophyta; Magnoliopsida; Rosales; Cannabaceae. The transcript has a single exon. Gene Ontology annotation, molecular function: protein binding.
AUGCAGAUCCAGAACUUAUUAAUUCUAAUCUUCCUCCUCACUUAUCUCCACUACUAUCCUUGUCACUCCGAGCUCUGCCAUCCCGAAGAUAAGAGAGUCCUUCUCCAAAUCAAACAAGCCUUCAACAACCCACGUGUCUUCUCCAGAUGGGACCCAAAAACCGACUGCUGCGUUGACUGGACAGACACCCUCAAAUGCGAUGAAACGACACACCGUAUCACCUCCUUCAUGCUCCUCUCGGGGGACCUCUCGGGACCGAUUCCCUCCCAAUUCGGAGACCUACCGUACCUCGAUGUCUUGUGGCUUCACAAGCAACCCAAUCUCACCGGACCUAUCCCACGAGCCCUAUCCAAGCUCACCAAGCUCAGGUUCCUUGUCGUUAGCUGGGCCAAUCUCUCGGGACGGGUCCCGGACUUUCUUAGCGAGAUGAAAAAUCUCGAACACAUACAACUCUCUUUCAACAAUCUCACUGGACCGAUCCCGGGAUCGCUCUCGCAGCUACCAAAACUCACAGGGCUUAGCCUGGACCGAAACAAACUAACAGGAACAAUACCAGACUCGUUUGGAGAAUUCCAAGGCAAGAGCUUUUACCUUGUGCUGUCCCACAAUCAACUUUCCGGUACAAUACCAGUCUCGUUGGGGAAUAUGCUGGAAUUCAACCACGUGGACCUGUCUCGGAACAAUCUCGAAGGUGAUGCGUCUGUUUUCUUCGGUUUGAACAAGAAGACGUUGCAGUACGUGGACUUUUCAAGGAAUUUAUUGGAGUUCGACCUGUCCAACGUUGAGUUUCCGGAGAACUUGUUUUGGUUAGAUCUUAACCAUAAUAAGAUAAGAGGGAGUCUUCCGGUUGGGUUGACCUCACUCAAGUAUUUUCAGUUUAUGAAUGUGAGUUACAACAGGUUGUGUGGACAAAUUCCCGUUGGUGGACGGCUAAAGAGCUUCGACAACACGUCGUAUUUGCAUAACCCUUGCUUGUGUGGUACUCCGCUUGAAAUUUGUUAGAAGCUAUAGAAGCACAUAUUUUGGGGAUGUAGCUCAGAUGGUAGAGCGCUCGCUUAGCUUUCAUAAACGAUAUAAAAUUUCACCGUGUUACUUGGUGCAUGAAUUCAAAUACAAGGUUUUACGAUACAAUAAAAUCGAGUUCCCCCAUCAUCA